AUGACUCUGCCUGACGGCUGCCGACUGACCCUCGAGGCAGCCGACCAGCUGGCCUGCUCCGAGGCUCUGUUCAACCCCAGGGCGCAUGGCUUUGAGAAGCAGGGCCUGCACGAGCUGGUGCUGCAGACGGUGGGCAAGAUCGAGGCCGAGCAUAAGAAGGAGCUGCUGGGGAACAUGGUGCUGAGCGGGGGCAGUUCGGCCAUCCCGCGACUGGGGGCUCGGCUGGAGUCAGAGAUCGAGUCGAUCAGCCAGAGCCUCAGCAACGUGAAGAAGGUGGUCUUCGAGCACUCGCAGCGGCAGUACCUGAGCUGGGUGGGCGGCUCCCUGCUCUGCUCGCUACAGUCCUUCCAGACCAUGUGGAUCACCCGCCCCGAGUUCGAGGAGCACGGCCCCUCGAUCGUCCUCAAAAAGUGCUACUGA
Hippocampus zosterae (dwarf seahorse) is the source of this 420-nucleotide messenger RNA. RefSeq lists its product as uncharacterized. The coding region runs from base 1 to 420 and encodes 139 amino acids. The transcript has a single exon. The record is from RefSeq and is a predicted model, not a curated record. NCBI's taxonomy places the organism in Eukaryota, Metazoa, Chordata, Actinopteri, Syngnathiformes, Syngnathidae.